Haliotis rubra (blacklip abalone) is the source of this 2369-nucleotide messenger RNA. Its product is annotated as solute carrier family 28 member 3-like. The transcript has 13 exons. Lineage: Eukaryota; Metazoa; Mollusca; Gastropoda; Lepetellida; Haliotidae. Bases 51 to 1925 code for a protein of 624 amino acids. Gene Ontology annotation, biological process: nucleoside transmembrane transport. Gene Ontology annotation, cellular component: membrane. The record is from RefSeq and is a predicted model, not a curated record. Gene Ontology annotation, molecular function: nucleoside:sodium symporter activity.
CAGGGACGUAGGGCUUCUACUGGGCUGUUGGACUAACAGUUUUCCUCAGCAUGCCGACAUCAGAAUUGGCGGCCCUGUAUACCCCGGCGUUCGAGAAUGACAGUUCAGACGGAGCCCAAAAUGGAGAUGAGGGGAUGGUGGUGUUGACGGCCCGGCGGCACAAAUCUGCCUUUGUCGUACCAUCUCCCCCCGAGGAACCUGAAGACCGAGGUAACCGGUGUUCCCGGGGGGUGGGGACUCUACAGACAGCUGUGACGUCAGCCUACACCAAACAUGAGAAGGCGGUGUGGAUGGUGAUCAAGAUCCUCCUCAUGGUGGGAUACAUCGGCUACUUCGGAUAUGCGAUGUAUUACAGAUUCGGUGACGAGGGAUCCUACCGACUGAUGGUGGUCACGGUCCUGGGUGCCUUCAUCAUUCUGUGGGGUAUAGGGGGAGGCUACGUCGUGAACGGCAUGAAGAACUUCUACGGAGGCUGCUUGCGAUACCACGGCGCCAACAGAUGCCGGACAUUUCACCUCUCCCUCCGAUGGUUCCUGUACGUGUGUGCGGCUGUGUUUGUCGGUGUAUACACGGGGGUGGAGAUCGGGAAAACCCAACCCAGGAACCUCAUGUCCCUGAUUGGCAUCGCGGCCUUUAUCGUGGUCAUGUACAUCACAAGCGUCAACCCAGCCAGGGUGAACUGGCACCCUGUGUUUUGGGGGAUGACGAUCCAGUACGUCUUCGCCUGUCUGAUACUGAAGACCACGUGGGGGUACGGUGCCUUUGAGUGGCUUGGGAACAGGAUGACGGAGAUCCUGGAUUACUCUAACACAGGCGCCCAGUUUGUGUUCGGGGACAGCUAUGAGCACCAUAUGGUUGCCUUCAAGGUAUUGCCUGUCAUCGUGUACUUCAGCUCCCUCAUCUCUGUGCUAUACUAUCUCGGAGCUAUGCAGGCCAUCAUCCGGGUACUUGGAAGGUUCCUAUCAUUCUGUCUGGGGACGACGGCAACGGAGUCCCUGAACGCCGCCGGCAACAUCUUCGCUGGACAGACCGAGGCUCCUCUAAUGAUACGUCCCUUUAUGAAGACAAUGACGAAGUCGGAGUUGCACGCCGUCAUGACCGGGGGGUUCGCCACCGUAUCCGGCAGCAUCCUCGGCGCGUAUGUCACGUACGGGGUGAAGGCUAACCAUCUGCUAGCGGCGUCCGUGAUGUCUGCACCGGCAGCUCUGGCCAACUCCAAACUGACCUAUCCAGAGACGGAGAUCUCCAAAGUUAAUCAGAAAGACGUUUACAAGUUAAAGAUGGACUCACAGAACAACGUCAUUGAGGCCGCUUCUAAAGGAGCUUCCGAUGCCAUAAGUCUUGUUGCCAACGUCGCUGUCAACGUCAUGGCGUUCCUGGCGCUGCUGCAGCUCAUCAACUCCUCGUUAACGUUUCUUGGAGACAGGGUUGGCAUUGCGGGUCUCACUUUCCCGUUGAUCUGCUCCUAUGUGUUCUACCCAAUCAGUUAUGUGAUGGGUAUUGAUCCAGUCGACUGUCGGCGAAUGGCCAGGCUGAUUGGCUUCAAGACAUUUACAAAUGAGUUCGUGGCGUAUAUUGAGAUGGGGAAACUGAUAGAUAACGGUCACAUAUUUGACAACUAUACAACAACGUUACCUAACGCUACGUGGGUAACUCAACCCAAUGACGACAUCUUUUUGACGGACUGGGGCCAAACCUUAGUUGGUGGAAUUAUGCUCAAACGGUCACAGGUUAUCGCAACGUAUGCCUUGUGUGGAUUUAGCAAUCUCGGCUCCAUGGGGAUCCAGAUUGGAGGAUUAGGAGCCAUGGCUCCAUCUAGGAGCGGGGACCUGACGCAAUUAGCUUUGAGAGCCAUGAUCGCAGGCAACGUGGCCUGCUUUUUGACAGCGUGCAUUGCAGGUCUUUUCUACACUGGAGACCUGUGAACAAGCGAUACUGGGAUGACUUAAGCUAGGAACAUGGUAUUGCGGAUGGGCAUAUAUGAACGAAGUUUUGAAAGCUUAACUUGUUUAUCAAACGUUUCACUUUGUAUGAAACCGUAACUGCAAUAUCUGUUACAUAUAUUUGAAAACCGAUGAUCUAACGAUAACGAAUCUUUGCGAUAGGUUUACUCUGCAUGGUUUCCUGCCAGAACAGGAUUUCUGAAGCUACUAAGUAUUGGCUGUUAAACAAGGUGCCCCUUCUUCACCAUAUCUUUUUAUCGUGAAAAUCGUGACUAUUAUAUAUAUUUGUAUAUAUACAGCUGCACGUCCUUAUUUAUUCAUUCUAUCAGUCAUUAGUAGUGUGCAAUAUAUUACCUGGCAGGAUGAUCGAUACUUGUAAACUCUGUCUAGAUAUAUUGUCAAUUAAUUAACAUGGAAUAUUGUCAG